Knipowitschia caucasica is the source of this 330-nucleotide messenger RNA. Lineage: Eukaryota; Metazoa; Chordata; Actinopteri; Gobiiformes; Gobiidae. The record is from the annotation of a GenBank genome assembly.
AUGAUCCCGGUGUGCGCGCUCUCCCCUCGAGAUACCAUAGAUCUCACCCGAGGACGAGACCAGUCUAGAGACCGCCUCUUAGCGCCCACUCUCGCUCCCCCGCUCGAUCGACCCGCUGUAGCCUCCCCUCCUCGCCCCCCCGCGCGCAUCCCAUCGUCUCUACCGAUGCUCGUCGACACCCGCUCCUGCGACCAGUCUCGCUCCCCGCUCGCGCCCGGCGCUCGUACUGCUCCCCGCAGCGUCUCCCGCGCUAUCUCGCCCGCCGCGAUGCUGCCCAUCUCGCUCGCCCAUAUCGCAUCUACCAUACGCGACCGCAGAGAGACCCUCUGA